Molecule: messenger RNA, 2078 nt
Organism: Periconia digitata
Lineage: Eukaryota; Fungi; Ascomycota; Dothideomycetes; Pleosporales; Periconiaceae
Source: the annotation of a GenBank genome assembly
CGCUGCGUGCGAUGGGCGACGAAGCAGUAGCUGGCCUGGAUACCACGAGAACUCCGCGUGCACGAUUGACCUGUGCUGAAUGUCAUCGCCGGAAAACGAAAUGCGAUAAAAAUGUACCAUGUGGCACUUGCAUCAAAAGAGGUAUCUCUCACCUAUGCUGUCGGAAGGAUGCCGUCCUAGACUCUACGAACAACAGACAGGGAGAAUCAGAAGUUACAAGCAACGUGGUCCAGGUCUUGCUCCAGCGUGUGGCAAAUCUCGAAGCGCAAUUGACUUCAGCUCAAACUCAAGCGCCUCUAGGUGCGAACGUAGAUGUCCACGGGCAUAACUCUAGCUCGACCGCGACGGAGCAGGUCGUUGAGAACACAACCUCCCUCUCUGAUCCAACAGCCUGCGAAACGGCAACUGUUCUGGAGUUUCUGGCAUGGGGACGAAAGAAAGUUGUUGAUUUUGGUCAUGAAACAGACCAUUAUAGUGGACCGGGCCAGUCAGGAAAUGAGACGUCAACAACUGAUUUCUUCACCGAAAGCACCAAAUCUGCACAGCUUGACAUGUUGGAAGCACUUCUACCAAGCAAAGAAAUGAUUUCGAAGCUUGUUGACUAUCAUAAUAGCUCGAUACUCUGGUAUCAUGGGUCAUACUCGUCAACCGUGUUUUCCGAACACCUCGACAGUUUCCUCAUAGACUUCGCCGGAAACAUUCGACACGAACGACUGCAAAUUCAGUGGCUGGCACUAUUGUUCGCCAUCUUGACGGGAAGCUUGACCUGUGCCUCAACGGUUACGCGCCAGGAUUGGGGGUUUUCAGACCUCGAAGCAACUAGUCUGUCUCUUCGAUGGUACGAAGCCACAGUAACUUGCCUCAACAUGUCCGAGUACAUUGAAAAGCAUACGAUUCAUGCCGUACAAGCCAUAGCUACGUUGACGAUUGCAGCUCAUGUCCUAGGAAAGUCAAGCAGUCAAUCUAUCUUGCUCGGCUCGGCAGGUCGAAUUGCGCAAAGUCUUGGGCUGCAUAAAUUGGCGCCCGAAUCGCAACCUCUGGACCCUAACCAGCUCCGCAGGCGCGAAGUUGGCAGGCGUGUAUAUAUUCAGCUCUGCACUCAAGACUGGUUUCAGAUUCCGUUCUCUGAUACCUUCACCCACAACCCGAAAUUUGCGACCACGGCUAAACCAUUGAAUUGCAACGAUGAUGAUAUGGUAGUCCGUGACAGUUCGAUCCCUACACAAGCCAGCUACUGUAACUUUCGAUACGACAUUGCCGCUCUUAUGCCUCAGCUUCUUGAAGCAAUGGCGGGUUGCAACGCCUUGUACACAAAGUACGAGCAAGUGAUGAAAUAUGAUGCGAAGAUGCGAGACCUCGCCACCGCUUCGAUACCAAUAUUCUUGUCUAAGAAUGGUCCCGUCGAUACCGAAUGGCCUAGAUACAUUAGUUGGGCUCGUCGAUCACUGACAAUCUGCGCAUCACACAAAAUCAUGAUGAUACAUCGCAGAUUUCUAGUACUGUCCUUUACCAACUCGGCUUUCGUGUUCACAAGAAGAACAUGCAUCGCCGCAUCCAAGACUAUACUUCGGGAAGUUUUGGCUCCAAUCGAAGCUGAUGCGCCAGUGCUUUGGAUCGAGCAAGCCUUUGCAAUCGCUGCGGGUAUCAUACUCAGCCUCGAUGCUCUGCACAGAAGGCCUGACGAGCCCGAAUUUUCAGAAAAUGGCAAAUUGAUUCGCGAAACCAUUUCCCAUCUUCGACAAUUCAAAGAAAGCAAGAUUGCAACACGCGGGGUCGAGCUUCUUUCGGCACUUGAACACGAGAUCAAUGUUGCAGUUAUGGAGUCGAGAAAAAGACAGUACCCAACCGAUGAUGGUGGCGAAGCUCCAGCACCAAAGCGUCGAGCACUGGACGUCCACAAACUUCUCAAAGACAUAUCGCAUAAUCUUGAAGUAUCCACUGCGGUAGCCACACCUGGAUCAAGCGCAUUGGCAAACGUCAAUGAAACCAUGUGGGACAAUCUGACGAAUUUGUUUCCGAUCCAAACCGGGUUCGAUGCGCAAUACCUUUUCGAUGAUCUGUUUCCUCCACUGCUCUAG